Messenger RNA from Rhineura floridana, 1977 nucleotides. RefSeq names its product SHC adaptor protein 2 (gene SHC2). Gene Ontology annotation, biological process: cell surface receptor protein tyrosine kinase signaling pathway; intracellular signal transduction. The coding region runs from base 1 to 1896 and encodes 631 amino acids. Gene Ontology annotation, cellular component: plasma membrane. The transcript is spliced from 13 exons. The record is from RefSeq and is a predicted model, not a curated record. Gene Ontology annotation, molecular function: receptor tyrosine kinase binding. NCBI's taxonomy places the organism in Eukaryota, Metazoa, Chordata, Lepidosauria, Squamata, Rhineuridae.
AUGUUAGCGGUACCCAAGUAUGAUCGUUUUUGGAACGACUCGCUGACGCCCUCGGAGAAGCCAGCCAUGAGCAGCAAGGUCGCCCCGGCCACCCCGCUCCCUUCCCCGCCGCCCCCCACUCCCGCUGCCCCCUUGAACCCCCCUUGCCCUCCUCCCCUGGGCGAGGAGCAAGAGGUGGUCACCACCUUCUGCAUGCUGAUCCCAAAGAUGCCCCAGUGGAAAUUCUCUAGUCCAUCUAGCUUCCUCAGCCGCAGCCCCUCGAGUGCCAGCAAGGAGCUUUCGGCCGCAGCCAAAGCAGGAGAAGCCAAGAGCACCACUGCCGCCUCCUCAGGCCUGGCUGCUGUCCUCAGUGCCUGCGAGCCGGUCUGUGCCACGCCCUGCAACCUGCAGGUGAUGAGCAGGUUGAGAGGAGGGACUGGGGGUGGGAGGAAGGCCCCACGGGCCGAGGGGGCCCAACUGGCUGGGGAGGAGUGGAGCCGCAAAGGGAGUUUCAUCAGCAAACCAGUUCAGGGCUGGCUCCAUCCGGACGAGAGGAUCCUAGGCCCUGGAGUCUCCUACAUCGUCCGGUAUAUGGGAUGCAUAGAGAUACUGCGGUCGAUGAGGUCACUCGAUUUCAACACCCGGACACAAGUCACUAAGGAAGCAAUCAACAGGCUCUAUGAGGCAGUCCCAGGUGUCAAAGGGACCUGGAAAAAAAAGGCACCUAACAAAGCUCUUUUCUCAAUUCUUGGCAAGAGCAACCUCCGUUUUGCUGGCAUUAAUAUAGCUGUCAACAUCUCCAUCGAUGGACUGAACCUCAUGAUUCCUACAACCCGACAGAUCAUCGCGAAUCACCACAUGCAAUCCAUCUCCUUCGCUUCGGGGGGCGACACGGAUACAACUGACUAUGUUGCAUAUGUCGCGAAGGAUCCCAUCAAUCAACGAGCAUGCCACAUCUUGGAGUGUUGCGAUGGGCUGGCGCAGAGUGUCAUCAACACCGUCGGACAAGCCUUUGAGCUCCGCUUUAAGCAGUACCUCCACAGCCCUCCUAAGACACAACAGGACAGGGCAAUGGGAACGGAAGACUCCACUUGGGGACAGGACGAGGAAGGCUCAGAGCACAACUAUUACAAUAGCAUCCCAGGAAAGGAGCCUCCCCUCGGAGGGGUGGUGGACUCCCGGCUCCAACUUGGCAGCAUCUUGAGCCGUGCGCACUCGCAGCUUUCAUGCACCAGUCAUUUCAGCCAGGUUGCGUCUCCUGCCCGGAGGGACCACAGCAGUCACGCAAACUUGAACUGGGAUGCUGAUCCUCAUGGCCAGAGCUGUGAUGGCUACGUCCAGGCUGAUGGAAAGCCUCUGGGCACCCAAGACUAUGAAGAGCACAUGUAUGUGAACACGCAGAGCCUGGACAACUGGGAGGCAGAUACUGGGGGCCACCGAGCAAUUGACGAGAGCCCCCCAAAAGACCUCUUUGACAUGAGGCCGUUCGAAGAUGCUUUAAAGCUUCAUGAAUCCAUGUCGGCUUGUGGUGUGGGGGGCGGCCCCCGCAUCGAGGACCAGUGGCCCAGCCCGCCUACCCGGAAGGCGCCCAUUGCUCCCACGGAAGAGCAGCUGAAGCAGGAGCCCUGGUACUGUGGGAAGCUGAGCCGGAGAGACGCGGAGAAGCUGCUGCAGGUGGACGGUGACUUCUUGGUGAGGGACAGCAUCACUAACCCGGGCCAAUACGUCCUGACUGGGAUGCAGAGUGGCCACCCCAAGCACCUGCUCCUGGUGGACCCAGAAGGAGUGGUGAGAACCAAGGACGCCUUGUUCGAAAGCAUCAGUCACCUCAUCAAUUACCACCUGCAAAACAAACAGCCCAUUGUCGCUGCUGAAAGCGAGCUCCAUCUGAGACAAGUGGCAAGAUGGAAACAGUGAUGAUCCUACGUGGAAUCUGGCCCUCUAUGUAGAAGCUGCCUCCACACUUCCCAUGAGCCGAUUGAAUUCAGGUCUGGCCGC